Molecule: messenger RNA, 1440 nt
Organism: Ylistrum balloti
Lineage: Eukaryota; Metazoa; Mollusca; Bivalvia; Pectinida; Pectinidae
Product: U8 snoRNA-decapping enzyme-like
Exons: 4
Coding region: 76-774 (232 amino acids)
Biological process (GO): mRNA catabolic process; sno(s)RNA catabolic process
Cellular component (GO): nucleus
Molecular function (GO): phosphodiesterase decapping endonuclease activity; snoRNA binding
Source: RefSeq, a predicted model, not a curated record
CGUGGCUUGAAUCGCUGUCGUGUAAGGAAAACUACAGCUACAAACGGACGUGAUCUUAACUUACAGACUAAACUUAUGUCCGGGUCAGACUGGGGCAAUCUUGCUGCGUUUGAAAAGUAUGGUCGUAUGGUUGACAAUAUGGGAGAUUACUCGAUGAUAUCAUACAAUGAGGCAGUGUCGGAGACAUACACAACACACAAACAUGCAAGCCACACAAUGCUUCUGGCCCGUGAUCCUCGAGUUCUGUGGGAUCUUUACCAGGCCCGUGCAGCUAUCCUGAUGCAGAUGCGAUUCGAUGGUGUGAUAGGUUUUCCUGGAGGUCUGGUGGACCCUGGGGAGAAUCCUGUGGAGGCAGCUAAUCGGGAAAUGGUGGAGGAGAUUGGCCUUGACCUGAAAAAACAUUCCAUUACCAAAGACAACCAUAUUGUAUCAUACUUUAAUGAUAAAAAAAGUCUUGUUCUUCACUUCUUUGGGUUGGAAGUUACGCUCGAAGAGUUUUGUGCCAUUGAACUACAAAACCUGCAGGCCCCAGACUAUGGAUCAGAGACCCUAGGGAUUCUUCGUCCACCUCUGUAUACAAUGGGAGACAAUUAUCGGGGCCUUCCAGCCUUCCUCUCCAACAGCUUUGCAGGUAAUGCUCGGGACGAACUGCUGCUUGGCCUGGAACACUUCAAAACACAUACUGCUGAGGAGAUACAAGUGGCUGUCGUAGCAGAACGGCAACAUGCAGCCACACAUCCCAACCAUGCAGGAUUGACAAAUCUUGACAGUUGAUAAUAGAGAUUUAAUAGCUCAUCUUAGAUCUUACUUACAAAUUUUGACUAAACAAUGUAUUUUACAAUAAUUGUGGAACAAAUAAGUUUUUCCAACAUCUUUUAAUCACUGUUGAUAGCCCAGAUUGAAGUGCCUAGAGUUUUUGACAUAGAAGCUUGAAACUUUGUAGGAUGUUUAUAUAUAUGUUGAAGAUGUGCACCUACUAUUAUGGAGCUAUUCUGGACAUUUUUCUGGAUUUUCCGGGCUUUUGAACUUAGUCAUUUUCUGCAGUUUGGCAGGGAAAAUAGGUACCAGUUUUGUAGAAUCAACUCCUAGAGUUUUUGACGUAGAAGCUUGUAACUUUGAAGGUGUUUAUAUAUAUGUUGAAGAUGUGUACCUCCUUUUAUGGAUUCAUUCCGGACGUUUUUUUCUUGAUACUCAACAAAUGAAACACCCUUAACUGUCUUAUAAAUACCAUAUAACAUUGCAGUCAUCCCGCAACCUAGCCAAUUGUGGCUUGGCCCCAUUUUUUUUACAGUUAUUGUGAAACUGGGCUGGCAUCAUCAUCUAUGAUGAGUAACUCAUCAUUUGGCCUUAAGAAUAAUUUGGGCAAGUUUACCUGUAAAUGUAUCAUAAUGAUAUUUUCAACAUUACCAUGAUAGUGUAUUUUAAUGAAAUAUCAAAAUA